Quercus lobata is the source of this 2530-nucleotide messenger RNA. RefSeq names its product protein KRI1 homolog. Bases 113 to 2044 code for a protein of 643 amino acids. Gene Ontology annotation, cellular component: 90S preribosome; nucleolus. Lineage: Eukaryota; Viridiplantae; Streptophyta; Magnoliopsida; Fagales; Fagaceae. Gene Ontology annotation, biological process: endonucleolytic cleavage in ITS1 to separate SSU-rRNA from 5.8S rRNA and LSU-rRNA from tricistronic rRNA transcript (SSU-rRNA, 5.8S rRNA, LSU-rRNA). The record is from RefSeq and is a predicted model, not a curated record. The transcript is spliced from 3 exons.
UUUCUCUCCUCUCACCUUUAACUCUCUCUCGCCCGACGCCUCUCGUCGAAUCUCGGCUCUGAAGCUCUCACCAAGCUGCCGCCGCCGCCCAGUCCGCGACAAGCCACCUAAGAUGGGUCUGAAAAAACUGUUUGAAGGCAGUGACUCUGAAAAUGAUGAUGUAUCAAAGAUAUCGAAUAUUGAGGUUGACGAGCAGUAUGCCAAGAGGUAUGAGCACAACAAGAAGCGUAUGGCCCUUGAGCGCCUCCAUGAGCUUGAGAAGAAAGGCCUCAUCCAAUCCUCCUCCGACUCAUCUGUCUCCGAAUCGGACGACGACGAUUUCAUCAAUUCCAGCAAGAGAGAUAGAGAAUUCUUUGAUGCGCUGAUCAAGGUCAAGAAGCAAGACCCUAUGAUCAUGAAGGAAGACAUCAAGUUCUUCGAAUCUGAAGAAUCAGAAGAUGAUGAUGAUGAUAAGAAUAAUAAUUAUAAAAAAAAGAAGGCAAUGUAUUUGAAAGAUGUGGUGGCAAAGCAAUUGAUAGAGGAGGGUCCGGAGUUUGAAGAAGAGGACGAUGAGAUGGAGAAAAAGAAGAGUUAUGAGGAGGAGCAAGAGGAGAUAAGGAGAGACUUUUUGAAAGCAGCAGAUGCAGCAGAGAAAGAGGAAGUUGGAGAAGAGCAGUUAUUGAGAAUGAAGGAGAAUGGUGAUCAGGAUGAGGAAGAAGAGGAGAGUGGUGAGUUUGUGAGGAAAUUGGAUGAGUAUUUUGGAGGUGAUGAGGAAGUGGAGGAUGAGGGGAACAAGUUCUUGAAGGAGUUUUUUCGGAAUAGGAUGUGGAUGGACAAGGAAGGGAAGAGUAGGGAGGUCGGGGAGGAGGAGUUGGGGCACAUUUCAGAGGACGAGAGGGAGAUAGAGAGACAGGAGGAGUAUGAGUAUAGGUUUCAAGAGAAUGCUGGGGAUAGGGUGAUGGGGCAUUCGAGGAAGGUAGAGGGGUCAGUCAGGAAGAAGGCGAAUGCAAGAAAGGACCAGAGGAUGAGUAAGAAGGAGAGGAUGGAGGCAGCAAGGGUUGAAAGGGAGGAAGAGUUGAAGCAUUUGAAGAAUUUAAAGAAGGAAGAGAUGGAUGAGAAGGUGAGGAUGAUAAUGAGGACGGCAGGGAUUAGGGAGGAUGAGGUUGUGGCAUUGAGUAGGAAGGAGUUGGAGGAGGAGUUUGAUCCGGAGGAGUAUGAUAGGAUCAUGGAGAAGGCAUUUGGGGAGGAGUAUUAUGCAAAUGACGACAUGGACCCAGAGUUUGGGAGUGGUGGGGACGAGGAUGAAGAUGAGGGUGAGAUUGAAAAGCCAAAUUUUGAGGAGGAGGAUGAUUUUCUUGGGCUUCCAAAAGGUUUGGAUGUGUGUGGGUCUGGUGAUGGGUUUUGGUCUGUGAGGGAAAGGGUUUUGAAGAGUAAGGCAGAGAAUGCUAAUGAAAAUGUCCAAGAAGAAGAGGAGGAGGAGGAGGAGGAGGAAAAAGAGAAAGUUGAGGAAGGUAAGCGGAAGAGGAAGCGGAUGCAUAAAAGCAUUGCUCUUUUGGAGAAAGCUAAAGAGGCAAUGAUGGAGGAGUAUUAUAAGUUGGAUUAUGAGGAUACAAUUGGAGACUUAAAGACAAGGUUCAAGUAUGCGAAAAUAAAACCCAAUAGAUUUGGAUUGAGUCCAGCAGAGUUGUUGUUGAUGAAUGAGAAGGAGUUAAAUCAGUAUGUUUCUUUGAAAAAGAUUGUUCCUUAUAGGGAGGAGUGGAAGUUAAAUGAGCAAAAGAGAUACCAACUAAAAAUGAGGACUAAAGAACUUCUCCGAGGUGCGCAAGUGCAUGACCAGAAUGUUGGUGAGAAGAAGAGGUCAAAGGAUAAAGCAGAAAAAUCAACUUCAUUGAAAGGUACCAUGGAAACUGGGAAAGUAAAAUCUGUGGGGUCAAAUGGUGAUAUGAGCAAUUCAUCCAAGAAAGCUAAAAGAAAGCAACGCCAAGCUGAACUUAAACUAUCUCACUCAAGGCUUGUCGCAUAUGGAAAGAUACCUUCUAAAUCUAAAAGCAAAGCAAAGCACUGAACCUCAGCUGUGAUUCAGGCAGUAGACAGAAGUUAGUGAUUUAAUAUAAGCCACAUGGAGGACUUCAUGAACAAACAACGAGAAGACUAGGGGAGUAUGAAUGAAGACAUUCAUUAUUCUACAAGGGUUUUGUUUUUGUUUGAUUUGAAGAAGAGCAGAAAGAGGGGGGGAAUUUCAUAUGCGCCCAGCGCACGAUACGGUCCAGAAAGAGGGGAUGGAUGGGGGGUGAGGGCGCAUUAUUUACAACUGCUGCAAGUUUCUUUAUAGAUAGACGUGAGUUGCUGCUAUCUGAUAAAUUUUGGAAUGGACAGCAGAUUGGAAGAACUAAAGAGAAAUGCUGGUGUAUUUAAGCUGGUAUUUUUUUUUUUUUUUUUUUUGUAAAACUGAACUUUUUAAUUUAAUCUUGGAUUGGAAGAGACAUUUCGAUCAUUUAUUUACAUCUUAACAGAUAGUAUUUCUUUUUUAAUUUAAUCAUCAUUAUCAUUG